AUGGAGAACCCCGUGGCCGAGAUCCCGACGGUGAUCCGUCUUCUGACCCAGUCACCACCAUCGCUCCAAGAAAAGGCCCUAGCGCGGUUCUUUACACGAAAUGCAGCAUUUGUGCAUCCAUUCUGUCGAGUGCCCAGUUUUGACGGGAGUCGCUGGUGGAUCGCAAAAAUCUUCCAGUGGUACAAGAUCAUGUCACCCCGGAUCGAGCUCGAGAUCCAUUCUAUCGCAUUUGAUGAGGAGCACCACAAGCUAUAUGUUCACAUGUCCCAGAUUUUCUCCAUCUGGGUGGUCCCGUUCCAUGUUGCGACGGUGACCCUCACCACGGUCCUGGAUCUUACCACCGAUCCUACCCAGAGCGAUGCCUCCGUCAAUGGCGACCACAGGCUGUAUUACAUCACCAAGCAGGAAGAUUUGUAUCAGACCUCGGAGUUUGUCAAGUUUGUCGUGCCGCAUGUCGGACACGGGUUGGUUGUGGCUUGGCAUCUGAUUGCCACUCUAUUCUGUCUCCUGGGAGUCACUUGUCUAUGGCCGUUGCUGUGGCUAGAGGAGCAGGGAUAUCUCCCAGGUCAGAUCGCACCAGGCGGUAAUUUGGCUUACAAUCUCGAGAGGAAAAUCCCAGAGAUCCAGGGAGGAUAA
Molecule: messenger RNA, 636 nt
Organism: Penicillium alfredii
Lineage: Eukaryota; Fungi; Ascomycota; Eurotiomycetes; Eurotiales; Aspergillaceae
Exons: 3
Coding region: 1-636 (211 amino acids)
Source: RefSeq, a predicted model, not a curated record